Molecule: messenger RNA, 1424 nt
Organism: Anarrhichthys ocellatus (wolf-eel)
Lineage: Eukaryota; Metazoa; Chordata; Actinopteri; Perciformes; Anarhichadidae
Product: coiled-coil domain-containing protein 9-like
Exons: 7
Coding region: 34-879 (281 amino acids)
Source: RefSeq, a predicted model, not a curated record
UAACAUCUUGUUGUUGUCGCUAAUCUGUCACUAAUGAUGCAGCCCUUUGUUGUUGUUUUUUCUGGACAGGAAUGGGCGGAGAAGAGGCGACAAAACAUUGAGAAGAUGAAUGAAGAGAUGGAAAAAAUGGCAGAGUAUGAGAGAGGACAGCGGCCGGAUGGAGACAAGCCGCUCCGUAACUUCCUGGACGACCCGAGACGUUCAGGCCCGGCACCAGACAUAGACCGCAAAGAGGGCAGCAGGAGACAUGUCCGGAACUGGGGAGGGCUGGACUUUGAUAAUGUGAAGACAAGGGCCGAACUGGAGAAAGAGUGGACUAGUCGAAGGCCUGGACCGAAAGGCUCCACGGACAUGACCAUGUCCAUGACCGGCCGGGAGAGAGCAGAGUACCUGUGCUGGAAGAAGGAGCGUGAGCAGAUUGACGAGGAGAGACUAGCACGCCAUCGUAACGCCACGGGCCAGUGGAGACGAGAGUGGGAUGCACAGAAGACAGAGAACAUGUUCAAGGAGGACCCAUAUGCGGCCUCAGAGGGCAUCACACCCGAGCAAGGCGGCAGGAGAGCCCGGGGGCGUAACUCUCGUACAGAGCCUCGGGGCAGGGCCUCAGACGACAGCAAGCGGCCUCCGAAAGCUUCGUCAUUUGGUGACUUCCUGUCCCAGGGCAGGACCCCGGGGCAGCGAGGCGACCGGGGAGGAGGGAGGGGCCGAGGACAGAAACCGAGCUACAGCAUGCAUGAUAACCGCUGGGAAGGAGAAAGGGAAGAGGAGGAGAAGGAGGACAAGACGAAGAGAGAGGAGAAGACUAAAAAGAAGGAGAAAGAGGAAAUAAAAAACAAACCUCCCGCAGCACAGAAGGUACAGGAGCUUCAUCUGUAUUAAUAAUGCAUGCUGGAGUCAGACCCAGACUGGGAACAGAUUUGAUAUAAGUUUCAUUUAGAACGAAGAAAAAUCCUGAAAAAGUGGAACUCGAAGCAAUUAUUUCAUUAAGAAAGUGCUUUAAAUAGUUGACACAUUUAAAAUGUCUAUUAAUAAAGAUGAAUUCACCCAACUCUGCAGUUCCCCCUCACUCUUUAGGGUGUUUCAGUGUCUUCCAGCUCUGAUAGCGUUAACACCCCCACUGUACUGCUGCAACAAACGGCAGAGGGACAAAGUUGUGAACUAGCUGGUGAACAUAGUGCAGCGGUUAGCAGCUACUUAGCCAGAUAGUUGGUAGAGACCAAACCUAAAAGCUCAACAAAGAAAUGAUUUAAAUGGUGAUUGUGUAAAUUGACAACCUGUAUGCAAACAGGUUCACUGAAUCAACGGCUCAUUUUGCUGCCCCCAAGUGACCAAAAACUCUUGUUGCAGGUUUUUAGAUUGCAAACUCUUUUCAAUUACUUUCCCAUAAACCUCUUCAAAUCUUUUCUCAGGCGGAGCCGAAGAAC